Messenger RNA from Manihot esculenta (cassava), 1227 nucleotides. Its product is annotated as cyclin-T1-4. NCBI's taxonomy places the organism in Eukaryota, Viridiplantae, Streptophyta, Magnoliopsida, Malpighiales, Euphorbiaceae. The record is from RefSeq and is a predicted model, not a curated record. Gene Ontology annotation, molecular function: cyclin-dependent protein serine/threonine kinase activator activity. Gene Ontology annotation, biological process: regulation of transcription by RNA polymerase II; positive regulation of DNA-templated transcription, elongation. Gene Ontology annotation, cellular component: cyclin/CDK positive transcription elongation factor complex; nucleus. The transcript has 7 exons. Bases 162 to 977 code for a protein of 271 amino acids.
UCAGUCUUCCAAAUAAUAUUUUUAAUUUUCUUUUUCUUUUUCAAAAAUAAAUAACAGGAGCGGAUCCAUGUGAAGUAUAAAUUUCCAGACAACAGUUUUCAUUUCUCUCUCGAAAUUGGAAUUGAAAAGAUUAUCUUCUCUUUCGAUCCCAAGAAGUUUCAAUGGCAGAGCUACAUUAUAAUGGCAUAGACGGGAACAGACAAGCAAACCUCAGGGUGGACACGUUUUGGUUCAUUGACGCUUUAUCCAGGCUGCUGAAUUUUUAUCGUUAUGAUCGCUACCGUUGUUCUGCUGCUGCCACUGUGAUGUGCCAAAGACUUUUCUCACGUCAACGUCCCUAUUAUGAUCACCGGGAAGUUGCUACUGCCUGCAUGAUGAUAGCGAAAAGAAAUUAUACUCCUAAUGACGCACAGAUCGAUCAAAUUUGCAACUAUUCGUUUCUUCUUAUUCAUUCUGGUGAAAGCUUCACAAAAAUGGUAGCUCCAGAUGGAUGGAAAGAAAGAAUGUUGUGGGUUGAAAGAGUGGUCUUCUCGUUCUUGCAGCACGAUGAUAUGAAAGUUGAUCUUCCCCAUGACCUCUUUCAUUACCACACCCGCUUCAUACAACCUGCUCUUCGCCAUUUUUGCUAUCAACUUUUAAAUGAUGGGCUUCUCAGCACGGCAUUUCUUGUGUUUCCUCGCCACUACUUGGUCGCUGGAGCCCUUUAUGCUGGGAGGACGAUGUUUGACCUUCCCUUCAGAUAUGAUUGGUGGGAACAAUGUGAAUUGAAUCCGGAUAUGGUACAAGAGGUUGGUGAGUCCUUUCUUGAAAGUCAAGAGAUCAGGCAACAAAGUCGCUUCAUCUUGCCAUCAGACAAACACACUUUUAGAAUUCUUCACAGAAGAGCGGAAGAACUGUCCCAGAAGUUGGCAGGUGCAGAAAAAGAAAUUCAGAGGCUAACUGAAGCGCUGGCGGAAUCACAUAGUACGACAAAUUGACAGUGUCCUAGAAUUCCACCUUGUGUUUCUUUUGUCCUUCCUUUUCCCUUCAGCACAUAAAUUUUGGGAUUACCCAGUUCUGAUAUUAGCUUCUGACUAGUCCAUAUCCGAAUUUCGCUAUAGAUAAUGCUAGUAGUUUUUCAUUUUUUUUUUUUUUUACAUAUUAUGGAGACAUUUACUUCAUUAUCUCGUAUUCCAUUCAGAUCAGCACAGACAUUUUGAGACUAUCAAGUUUGGUUUUAGCUCUAGU